GACUGGACAUUGGUUGGUGGCCAGGAUGAGGAAAAAGAGCCGGGAAACAUCCCACCUUCCUAGGCAGGGGGCCCCGUGACCAGCUCCAGCCACUGGCGGUCCUGCCAUCCUCGGAGCUUAAAUACAGGGACGACUGGGGCCCCAGAGGUCACACGUCUGAUUCUACCGGGCUCGGAGGACCGGGCACCUCCCUUCAGCACCAUGACUUGGUCUUCGCACCCUCGGAGUUUAAUAAUCCUCAGCUUCUAUACGCUUUCAAUGCUCUCUUCAACAUGCCUGGCAUAUGUUGCCACCCGAGAAAAUUGCUGCAUCCUAGAUGAGAGAUUUGGUAGUUACUGCCCAACUAUGUGUGGGAUCGCAGGUUUCCUCUCUACUUACCAAAACACUGUAGAGAAGGAUCUACAGAAUUUGGAGGGCAUCCUACAUCAAGUUGAGAACAAAACAUCAGAAGCCAGAGAGCUGAUCAAAGCCAUCCAGAUCAGCUAUAACCCUGAAGAUCUAUCAAAACCAGAUAGGAUACAAAGUGCCACCAAGGAUUCCAAGAGAAUGUUGGAAGAAAUUAUGAAAUACGAAAACUUGAUUACAACACACGACUCAACAAUUCGAUUUUUACAGGAUAUCUACAAUACAAAUAAUCAAAAGAUCACUAGCCUGAAACAGAAAGUGAUCCAGCUUGAAGCAAAGUGUCAGGAGCCUUGCCAAGAUACAGUAAAAAUACACGACACAACUGGGAAAGAUUGUCAAGAAAUUGCCAAUAAGGGGGCCAGAGAGAGUGGGCUUUACUUUAUCAAACCUCUGAAAGCUCCGAAGAAGUUCUUAGUCUACUGUGAAAUUGAUGGGUCUGGAAAUGGAUGGACUGUGUUUCAGAAGAGGGUGGACGGCAGUGAGGAUUUCAAGAAAAACUGGAUUCAAUAUAAAGAAGGGUUUGGACAUCUGUCUCCUACUGGAACCACAGAAUUUUGGCUGGGAAAUGAGAAGAUUCAUCUGAUAACCACACAGUCUGCUAUCCCCUAUGUAUUAAGAGUGCAGCUGGAGGACUGGAGUGGCAAAACCAGUACUGCCGACUACUCCACGUUCAGGGUGGGACCUGAAAGUGACAAGUACCGCAUGACAUACGCCUACUUCCUUGGGGGAGAUGCCGGAGACGCAUUUGAUGGCUAUGAUUUUGGCGAUGAUUCUGGAGACAAGUUUCUCACAUCCCACAAUGGCAUGCAGUUCAGUACCUGGGACAAUGACAAUGACAAAUUUGAUGGGAACUGUGCUGAACAGGAUGGAUCUGGUUGGUGGAUGAACAAGUGUCAUGCUGGCCACCUCAAUGGAGUUUAUUACCCAGGGGGCACUUACUCAAAAGCAUCUACUCCUAAUGGUUAUGAUAAUGGCAUUAUUUGGGCCACUUGGAAAUCCCGGUGGUAUUCCAUGAAGAAAACCACCAUGAAGUUGAUCCCAUAUAACAGAAUUGCCAUCGAAGAUGGACAACAGCACAGCCUUGGGGGAGCCAAACAGGCUGGAGACAUCUAAAAGAACAUUUCCAAAAUGAUUUACUUUUUUUAAAGGACUUUAUCUGAACAGAGAAAUAUAAUAUUUUUCCUGUGGGACAAUGGACUUGCAAAACGCGUCACUUCAUUUUAAGAGUAAAAAGAACCCAUAUUGAAAACUCCACUAACAGUUUUAUGCUGGUGAUAAUUUAUCUACAUACCAUUUCAAUAAAUCUUUUGUUUCCUAAGGCUA
Phacochoerus africanus (Common warthog) is the source of this 1728-nucleotide messenger RNA. It is a transcript of the gene FGG, whose product is annotated as fibrinogen gamma chain. The transcript is spliced from 10 exons. Lineage: Eukaryota; Metazoa; Chordata; Mammalia; Artiodactyla; Suidae. The record is from RefSeq and is a predicted model, not a curated record. Gene Ontology annotation, biological process: platelet activation; protein polymerization; blood coagulation. The coding region runs from base 202 to 1518 and encodes 438 amino acids. Gene Ontology annotation, cellular component: fibrinogen complex. Gene Ontology annotation, molecular function: signaling receptor binding.